AGAGCGAAAUCGAUCGUCAGAAAAAAGAAACCAUACGUAUUGAAUUACAUAGGUAGUAAUUUGGCAAUGUUUUUUCGCAGUGAGCGAGCUUUAUUUAAAACACUGCUACACUGCGCCGAUCGCUUUAAAUGACAAUACGAUUUGUUAACUAACGCAGUAUGAUUUACACUUUCGUUUAAACAAUUACGAAGUCACGUGACCACUGCGCGGGCACAAUAGGACGUUGCUAAGGCACCUCGUGACGUUUGGCGGAUCUAAGAGACUUGCGCGCCACAAUCGGAUCAGUACCAUGUGCUCAUCGUAAUAAUACAGAGAAUAACAUAAGUGUUACAUGAAAACGGGACUGUGAACACACUUUAUUUGGAUAAUUACUUUUCAAAGGCGGAAAUAUGGCUACCAUGCAAGCCGAAUUUGAGCGCAUAAGAGAAUCCGGGAGAGAGCGAUUACUUCAGCUUGCCCAACCGAAAGAGCCGAAGAUAGAAUGGUACACCAGUGUCGGACCGCAUGUACGCUGGGGCACACAGGAAAUGAUAUGGCCAGUGAAACCGGAAGCGUUACGGGCAGACUCGACGGAACGACUAGACAUCUUAGCAUUACCCAAAGUCAACUUUAUGAAAGGAGAUAAAAUCAAUAGGCCUCAGUUCUUCUACAGCUGCGGUCGCUCCUCCGUGAUCUGGAAGGUGAAGGACGGCGCCAAGACCACCGGAUCCACGGAGCGCCUCAACGUGCUCGCCGAGCCAAAGAAGACGCACAGGGAGUUCAAGGAGGACCGAAAACGACUCACGAAUGCGCCGAAGAUCAAUUUUCCAACAAUCGCCCAAUUCAAAUACAGCUGUGGACGCCAGAGCCCUAUUUGGACCGUGAAUGUCAAGGCCAUGUCCGGCACAGAGCGGCCCCUGAUCAGCGAGUUGGCAAAACACAAGAUGCCCCACCGGGACUUCCAGCCCGAGAAGCCCAUACAGACCCCAAUACCGCCGUCCGCUUUGAAAGCCGAAGCGACGGAGCGCCUUCUGACGCUAUCAACACCGAAGCCGAGAAACGAGGGCCCCUUCCGGGAACCGGACUGGGAGGUAGCGCGUAGCGCCAAGAACGCCUCGGCAUCUACCCGCUGCUUAGAGCUGGCGAGACACAAACCCGUCAUCGACGGCUACCAGAUGCCACGUGACGAGCAGUGGUCGGUCACGCGCGCCGCCAAGCGGGCAUCCGCCACCGGCAGGCUCGAGGAGCUUUCCAAACCGAUCGUGCGCGCCACUAUGGACCACGUGCAGUUCAACCCAGACGCUUUCCUUGUCAAGCCUCUGGCGCUCAAAGGAUCAUUUCCGCCACGUGUUGAACAACUGUCGCGCCCGAUUGAGCGCUAAUUUAUUGACGUUUUUUUAUUAUCAAUAGUUUUGUAAAUACUUUUAAACAUAUGAAUAGCAAAUAUUUAAUGGAACACAGUUCUUUUUACGUGGUUUAACACCCGAACGAUGUGAUUUUGUGUUUAAAAAGAAAAUAAAGUAUUGUUUCAUCCGGUGCAA
Messenger RNA from Dreissena polymorpha, 1520 nucleotides. Its product is annotated as testicular haploid expressed gene protein-like. Bases 390 to 1361 code for a protein of 323 amino acids. The record is from RefSeq and is a predicted model, not a curated record. NCBI's taxonomy places the organism in Eukaryota, Metazoa, Mollusca, Bivalvia, Myida, Dreissenidae. The transcript has 9 exons.